Molecule: messenger RNA, 13605 nt
Organism: Bufo gargarizans (Asiatic toad)
Lineage: Eukaryota; Metazoa; Chordata; Amphibia; Anura; Bufonidae
Gene: DNAH9
Product: dynein axonemal heavy chain 9
Exons: 68
Coding region: 40-13425 (4461 amino acids)
Biological process (GO): microtubule-based movement
Cellular component (GO): dynein complex
Molecular function (GO): ATP binding; dynein intermediate chain binding; minus-end-directed microtubule motor activity
Source: RefSeq, a predicted model, not a curated record
CACAUGAACUGAGUAAAUCUCUGCCACCUACAAGCAAACAUGGACAACCCGGUGUCCCCCGCCGCAGACAAGAGGCUGCGCUUUAUAGAAGAAUAUGUCCUGAAAACCCUGAAGAUGAAGGCGGACCGCUGGCAGAAAUGUCUGUCCACCGAGGAGAACAAGGCCAUCUUCCAGGAGUUCUUGGAGAAGGCAGAUCAGAUGGUGCUGGUGGUGGCACUCAACCCGGCCGGGCUGCUGGUCCCCCUGCUAGAGUUCCCCAACUCCAUGAAGAAUAAAGGCGUGUAUUUCCUGAAGAGGACCAACGCCUUCCUCAGCCCCGAUUCCAUGAAGAGCAAUUUAAUCUACGGGGAUCUUUCCUACGCGCCCCUGGAUCACUUCUCCGCGUUGGUGGAAGAGGUCAUCGUCCCAGUCCUGGCUAAUCAGAAGAACCAUCAGAACUGGCCGCUGGUCGUGUCCCAGGAUGUCAUGCGUCACGUCAACGGCCUGAAAAGCAGCACCUUUGUAAUGGCGGGUCAGGUGCGGGGGAAGACGUUGCUGCCGCUGCCUUCAGGGUCCGAGAGGAUGGAGUACAUCGAGUACGAGAGCGAGAAGAACGACAACCUGGACAAGACGAUCGUUCACGCCAUUGAGUCGGCCAUCAUUCACUGGAGCCAUCAGGUUCGUGGGGUGCUGAAGAGAGAAUCCUCUGAGCAACUAUUACUAGGGAAGAAUCCAAACCCCAACGUGGAGCUCGACUUCUGGAAAAACAGAUAUGCAGACCUGGAAUGUAUCUACAAUCAGCUGAAGACCAGGAAGGUGCGCAAGAUGGCUGAGCUUCUGGAGAGAGUGGAGAGCAGCUACUUCCCGGCGUUCAAGGCCUUGUUCAGGGAUGUCGUGGCAGCCCUGUCAGAAGCUCAGGAUAUUAAUCUCUAUCUGAAGCCCCUCCAGCGUCAUUUUGAAGAAAUAGAAAACGUUGAAUUCAACGAGGUGAAGCCGAUGAUUGUCCCUCUCAUGCACGUGUUGUGCCUGGUGUGGGCUCAGUCCAAAUAUUACAACACCCCUGCACGGAUUAUCGUCCUGAUGCAGGAGGUCUGCAACCUGUUCAUCCAGCAGGCUCGCAACUACCUAAACCCUGAAGACUUGCUGAAAGGGGAAACAGAAGAAAGUGUGGGCCGAGUCCAGGAGGUCCUCUCCGUCCUGCGGUUCCUGAUGAACACAUUUGAGGAGAGCAGAGAAAAGCUGCCGAGCUACUUCAAAAACGGGCAAGAAGUGAAGACGUGGGAUUUCUCCUCCAUACUUGUGUUCGCCAGACUGGAAUGCUUCAUAAAGAGACUGGAAACCAUUGAGGAUUUACUUCUCACGGCUCUGGAUAUGAUGAAACUGGAGAAAAUCGAAUUUGGGGGCAUCAAAGGGAAAGUUCUCAGUCGGACAGUGGCUGACUUGUACCAGGAGUUCCAAGACACAUAUAAAGUGUUCUCUGAGAGAACAUACGACUGCCUGGACAUGGAGAACAAGGAAUUUGAAGACGAUGUCUCAGAUUUCAAACUGAAUGUUGAGGACAUGGACCGGAAGCUGGGGACGGUGUUCUGCCUGGGGUUUGAUGACACCUCCGGCCUGGAGCAUGCGUUUCGGCUGCUGGAUAUGUUCGGAAGCCUCCUGGACAGGCCCAUCAUCGCACGGGAUGCGUUUGAUAAGUACCCGCUCCUCAUCACCAUGUUUGAGGAAGAACUGGACACCGCCAAAGCCAUCUAUGACAGGCACAUGCUGGAGGUGACGGAGCAAGGAUAUCCACAGAUAAACAAGAACAUGCCUGCCGUCUCCGGGAAUCUGAACUGGGCUAAAGAGCUGAGAGAGAGGCUGCAGACGCCAUACAGCAACUUCAGCCACAUCACGCACCCGUGCAUGGAGUCUGAGGACGGGAGCAGGAUGAAGCAGAAGUACGAGGAGAUGAUGGCUCUUCUAGACCAGUACAUAGAGAAGCUGUAUGAAGAAUGGUGCCAGACGGUGUCAGAGAAAUCUCAGUAUAACCUCAUGCGGCCUCUCAUUUCACGCGAUGACGGCUCCAGGCUCAUCAACGUCAAUUUUGACCCGCAGCUGGUGUCUGUGCUGCGAGACGUGAAAUACCUGCAAACACUUCACAUGGAAACCAUACCAAAGGAGGCCGAAGACAUCUUCUCUUCCAAAGAGUCCUACAGACAGUACACUGCAAACCUGGAACUGACCACCAACUGGUACAACAAGGUUAUAAGCUCCAUCCUAGAGGUGGAGUUCCCCCUGGUGGAAGGGCAGCUCAAGGACAUAGAUAUCCGGUUAAAAUCAGCAGAAGAUACCUUAAACUGGAAAGCACACGGAGUCUGGGAUUAUAUCCAGCAAGUUAGAGAUAGCGUCCACGACCUGGAGAGAAGGGUGCAGAAGGCCCGAGACAACGUGGAGGAAAUUCAGUCCAUCAUGAAGACCUGGGUGCUGCCCAUAUUUGAGAGGAAAGAUGGCAAGAAAGACACUCUCCUUAACUUGGACGAUCGGAGCGAGCGCCUGGAGAAGAGAUAUAACGUCAUCCGGGAAUCUGGCAGCAAAAUUCACCAACUAGUGCAGGAGAACAUGGAGCUCUUCUCCGCAGACCCCAACUCUGACGUGUGGAAAGCUUAUGUCGAUUACAUAGAUGAGACGGUUCUUGACGGCUUCUUCAAUGCUAUUGAAUGCUCCCUGAAGUUCAUCCUGGAUAACAUGGAUGCUAAGGCCGCCCUUGCUCCCUUAUUUGAAGUACAGUUGGACCUGGUAGUCCCAGACAUGGUCUUCCGACCUUCCUUGGAUCUUGGAACCAGUGAUGGCUUGUACGACAUCAUAGAAGGCCUCAUCAAUGAUAUCUACAAAACUUCCUCUUUGGUCCCUCGGCUCUCAAAGACAAGCACUUUCCCGAAUUACCAAGCAGACAUGGAAGACAUGGCGGACCUGGCAGACAUGCGUAACUUCCUGAUGGAAAGUGUUCAGAACAUAAUGUCCAUGUGCGCUGAAUAUCGAAACUCCUUAGACCAAUACGCCUACUUGUACGUGGAUGACCGCAAGGAGUUCAUGCGCCAGUUCCUCCUCUAUGGCCACGUACUGACCCCCGAGGAGAUAGAAGCUCAUGCUGAAGAUGGGGUCCCAGAGACACCCCCCACCUUACUGCAGUUCAGAGAACAGAUAGACUCAUAUGAGAAGAUCUAUGAAGAGGUUAACCAAAUGGAGCCGGUCAAUGUCUUUGAUUGUUGGAUGAGGGUGGAUGCCCAUCCCUUCAAAUCUGCCCUUCUUAAUGUCAUCAAGAGGUGGAGUCUGAUGUUCAAGCAGCAUCUUAUUGACCACGUAACAAACAGUUUGGCCGAUCUAGAGGAGUUCAUCGAGGUGGCAGAACAUGGGUUAAGUAAGCAACUGAAUGAAGGAGACUACAAUGGUCUGGUGGAAAUAAUGGGUCACUUAAUGGCUGUGAAGGAUCGUCAGAGCAGCACCGAUGAGUUGUUUGAACCCUUGAAGCAGACUAUAGAGCUCCUGAAAGUCUAUGAGCAGGAGCUCCCUGAUGAAGUCUACAAACAACUGGAGGAACUUCCAGAGAAGUGGAACAAUAUUAAGAAGAUGGCCAUUACCGUAAAGCAACAUGUUGCACCGCUGCAAGCCAAUGAAGUGACACUUCUCCGCCGGACCUGCGCUUCCUUUGAUGUUGAGCAAUACCAUUUCAGAGAGAGGUUCCGCAAGGAAGCUCCCUUCAGAUUUGACAGCAUCUCUCCAUACCAGACACUUAACCUCAAACAUAUGGAAAUAAAAAAAAUGGAGGCCACCAUGGCCUCAACAUAUGAGUCCGCAGCCUUAUUUGAAGUCAACGUUCCAGACUACAAGCAAUUGAAGCAAUGUAGGAAGGAAGUCUGUCUGCUCAAGGAGCUUUGGGACAUGAUCACCCUGGUGACAUCCAGUAUGAAUGACUGGCAAACAACCAAAUGGAGAGAGAUCAACGUGGAGAACAUGGAUCUGGAGUGUAAGAAGUUUGCAAAGGACAUCCGAAACCUGGACAAGGAGAUGAGGGCAUGGGAUGCUUUCGGAGGGCUUGACAACCAAGUGAAAAACAUAUUGACGUCUUUAAGGGCCGUGGCAGAACUUCAGAAUCCAGCCAUCCGCGAAAGACACUGGAGUCAACUCAUGCAAGCCACCGGCGUCCGCUUCACUAUGGACGAAGACACCACUCUUGCCGACCUACUAAAACUCAACCUCCAUAACUUUGAGGAUGAAGUACGUGGCAUUGUGGACAAAGCUGUGAAAGAGAUGGGCAUGGAGAAGGUGCUGAAGGAGCUCAAUACCACCUGGAGUGGAAUGAACUUUCAGUACGAACCUCAUCCCAGGACAAAAGUGCCUUUGAUCAAAUCGGACGAGGAGCUUAUUGAGACCUUGGAAGACAAUCAAGUUCAGCUCCAGAAUCUGAUGACCUCCAAGUACAUUGCCUUCUUCUUAGAAGAAGUGUCAGACUGGCAGAAGAAGCUGUCCACGGCUGAUUCUGUCAUUUCCAUCUGGUUUGAAGUUCAGCGCACCUGGUCUCAUCUAGAGAGCAUUUUCAUAGGUUCAGAUGACAUUCGAGCACAACUUCCUGAGGACUCCAAGAGAUUCGAAGGCAUUGACACAGAUUUCAAAGAGUUGGCUCAAGACGCUAACGGGACUCCGAACGUCGUGGAGGCCACCAACAAGCCGGGGCUGUACGACAAGCUGGAGGAUAUUCAGGGAAGGUUGUCUCUAUGUGAAAAAGCCUUGGCGGAAUACCUGGACACCAAGAGACUGGCAUUCCCUAGAUUUUACUUCAUAUCCUCUGCAGAUUUACUGGACAUCUUGUCAAAUGGAACUAAUCCACAACUUGUCAUGCGCCAUCUGUCCAAACUGUUCGACAAUAUGGCAAAGAUGAAAUUCAAAGAUGCAGAGUCCAAGACCGGCCUCGGCAUGUCCAGCAAGGAGGACGAAUACGUCACGUUCAACGAGCCUUGUGAUUGCAGCGGCCAGGUGGAAACCUGGCUGAACCGGGUGCUGGACUCCAUGAGGUCCACCGUCAGGCAUGAAAUGACCGAAGCCGUCACUGCGUAUGAGGAGAAGCCCAGGGAACAAUGGCUGUUUGACUAUCCUGCCCAGGUGGCGCUUACCUGCACUCAGAUUUGGUGGACCACUGAGGUUGGCAUCUCCUUUUCCCGUCUGGAGGAAGGCUAUGAGAACGCCAUGAAGGAGUAUUACAAGAAACAAGUCAACCAGCUGAACACCCUCAUCACUAUGCUGAUCGGUCAACUGUCCAAGGGGGACAGGCAGAAAAUCAUGACAAUCUGUACCAUCGACGUUCACGCCCGAGACGUGGUCUCUAAGAUAAUUGCACAGAAGGUUGACAAUGCUCAGGCUUUCGUGUGGCUGUCGCAGCUCCGCCACCGCUGGGACGAUGACAAGAAGCAUUGCUUUGCCAACAUCUGUGACGCCCAGUUCCUCUACUCUUAUGAGUAUCUUGGCAACACUCCACGGCUUGUUAUCACUCCUCUUACAGACAGAUGUUAUAUCACAUUGACCCAAUCCCUUCAUCUCACCAUGAGUGGAGCCCCUGCCGGACCAGCUGGUACUGGUAAGACCGAAACCACCAAAGACUUGGGCCGAGCGCUUGGCAUCAUGGUGUACGUCUUCAACUGCUCUGAACAGAUGGACUACAAGUCCUGCGGAAACAUCUACAAGGGGCUCGCGCAGACAGGGGCCUGGGGUUGCUUUGACGAGUUCAACCGAAUCUCAGUGGAGGUCUUGUCUGUGGUUGCGGUGCAGGUGAAGUGCAUACAAGACGCUAUCAGGGACAAGAAAAAGAGAUUCAACUUCCUGGGAGAGGAGAUCAAUCUGAUUCCUGCUGUAGGGAUCUUCAUCACUAUGAAUCCAGGCUACGCCGGCCGUACCGAGCUCCCAGAAAAUCUCAAGGCUCUGUUUAGGCCCUGUGCGAUGGUGGUCCCUGACUUUGAACUGAUCUGUGAGAUCAUGCUGGUGGCAGAAGGAUUCAUUGAAGCCAGGCUGCUGGCCCGGAAGUUUAUCACUCUCUACCAGCUCUGCAAGGAACUAUUGUCUAAGCAGGACCACUACGACUGGGGUCUGAGAGCUAUCAAAUCUGUGUUGGUGGUAGCGGGCUCCCUGAAGAGAGGAGACCCCGACCGCCCUGAAGACCAGGUUCUCAUGAGAGCUCUGCGCGACUUCAACAUUCCCAAGAUUGUCACUGACGACAUGCCCGUCUUCAUGGGCCUGAUUGGAGAUCUCUUCCCAGCGCUGGAUGUGCCCAGAAAGAGGGAUAUGGAGUUCGAGUCAUUCGUAAAGCAGGCGGUUUUGGACCUGAAAUUGCAGGCAGAAGACAACUUUGUACUGAAGAUUGUCCAGCUGGAAGAGUUGCUCGCUGUUCGCCAUUCCGUGUUCAUCGUAGGCAACGCAGGAACCGGGAAAUCUCAAGUGCUGAAGUCCCUAAACAAGACCUACCAGAUCAUGAAGAGACGUCCAGUGUGGACCGACCUGAAUCCCAAAGCUGUCACCAAUGACGAGCUGUUCGGCAUUAUAAAUCCGUCCACCCGCGAGUGGAAAGACGGGCUGUUUUCUUCAGUCAUGCGUGAACUGGCCAACAUUACACACGAUGGACCCAAGUGGAUCGUUCUUGAUGGAGAUAUUGAUCCAAUGUGGAUUGAGUCCUUGAAUACAGUCAUGGAUGAUAAUAAGGUUUUAACUCUGGCCAGUAACGAGCGAAUCCCCCUGAAUCCCACCAUGAGGCUGGUGUUUGAGAUCAGUCACCUGAGGACCGCCACCCCGGCCACAGUCUCCAGAGCAGGGAUCCUGUACAUUAACCCUGCAGACCUGGGCUGGAACCCCCCCGUCACCAGCUGGAUCGACAAGCGGGAGGUGCAGUCUGAGAGAGCCAACCUGACCAUACUGUUCGACAAGUAUCUGCCUGUGUGCUUGGACACUCUCAGAACCAGAUUCAAGAAGAUUAUCCCGAUUCCGGAGCAAAGCAUGGUCCAGAUGUUGUGUUACCUGCUAGAAUGUCUCCUGACCAAGGACAACACCCCCCCUGACUGCCCCAAGGAGCUCUACGAGCUGUACUUUGUCUUUGCCGCCGUGUGGGCCUUUGGAGGAGCCAUGUUCCAGGAUCAGCUGAUUGACUACAGAGUGGAGUUCAGUAAAUGGUGGCUCACAGAAUUCAAGACCAUCAAGUUCCCUUCGCAGGGCACCAUCUUCGACUGCUACAUCGACCCGGAGACCAAGAAAUUUGAGCCGUGGUCGAAACUUAUCCCCAAGUUUGAGUUUGAUCCAGACAUGCCCUUACAGGCUUGUUUGGUUCACACCACUGAGACUAUCAGAGUCCGCUACUUCAUGGACAAACUUCUGGAGAACAAGAGGCCUGUAAUGCUGGUGGGAAACGCAGGCACUGGGAAGUCCGUACUGGUGGGAGAGAAGUUAUCAUCUCUGGACCCUGAUGAGUAUCUAAUCAAGAAUGUUCCCUUCAACUACUACACCACGUCCGCCAUGCUGCAAGCCAUCCUAGAGAAGCCAUUGGAGAAGAAAUCCGGUCGGAACUACGGGCCCCCGGGAACCAAGAAACUUAUCUACUUUAUUGAUGAUAUGAACAUGCCGGAGGUGGACACGUAUGGCACCGUGCAGCCGCACACGCUGAUCCGACAACACAUGGACUACGGCCACUGGUACGACCGGACCAAGCUGGCCAUGAAAGAGAUAAUGAACGUCCAGUACGUGUCCUGUAUGAACCCCACCUCCGGCAGCUUCACCAUCAACCCCCGGCUGCAGAGACAUUUCAGUGUGUUUGCGCUGUCCUUCCCUGGCACGGAUGCCCUCUCUACCAUCUACAGCACCAUCCUGACUCAACACUUGAAGGUGGGCAACUUCCCUGCCGCCCUGCAGAAGAGCACGCAGCAGCUGAUCAGCCUGGCGCUGUCCCUGCACCAGAAAGUCACCUCCACCUUCCUGCCCACCGCCAUCAAGUUCCACUACAUCUUCAACCUGCGAGACCUGUCCAACAUCUUCCAGGGCAUCUUGUUCUCCACUCCGGACUGCCUCAAAACUCCCCAGGACCUGGUGAAGCUUUACCUGCACGAGUCUAACCGUGUGUAUCGGGAUAAAAUGGUGGAAGAGAAGGACUUUGACGUGUUUGAUAAGAUACAGACGGACAUGGUGAAGAAGUUCUACGACGACAUAGAUGAAACGCUGGAACAAGCAAAGUCCAUGAACAUGUUUUGCCAUUUCGCCAACGGUGUUGGAGAACCCAAAUACAUGCCGGUCCAGUCCUGGCAGACGCUGAGCAAGAUUCUGGUGGACGCUCUGGACAACCACAACGAGGUCAAUGCAGCAAUGAACCUGGUGCUGUUUGAGGACGCCAUGAGUCACAUUUGCAGAAUCAACCGCAUUCUGGAGUCCCCAAGGGGAAAUGCUCUGCUGGUCGGAGUCGGAGGCAGCGGAAAGCAGAGUCUGACAAGACUGGCAGCCUAUAUCAGCUCCUUGGAGGUCUUCCAGAUCACGCUCAGAAAAGGCUACGGCAUUCUGGAUCUCAAGGCUGACCUGGCAAGCCAAUAUAUUAAAACCGGAGUGAAGAAUGUGGGGACAGUUUUCCUUAUGACUGACGCCCAGGUGGCCGAUGAAAAGUUCCUUGUGCUAGUCAAUGACUUGCUGGCAUCGGGUGAGAUCCCAGACCUGUUUCCAGAUGAUGAAGUGGAAAACAUAAUCGGAAGUGUCAGGAAUGAAGUGAAGAGCCAAGGCUUGCUGGAUACCAGAGAAAACUGCUGGAAAUUCUUCAUCGACAGAGUCCGGAGGCAGCUGAAAGUUGCUCUGUGUUUCUCCCCUGUUGGUAACAAGCUACGUGUUCGAAGCAGAAAAUUCCCUGCAGUGGUAAACUGCACCGCAAUCGAUUGGUUCCAUGAGUGGCCACAGGAGGCGCUAGAGUCCGUCAGCCUGCGUUUCCUCCAAGAAACUGAGAAUAUUGAGGGACCCAUUAAGGAAUCCAUAAGUAAAUUCAUGGCCUAUGUGCACACCAGUGUGAACGACAUGUCCAAGUCCUACCUGAGCAACGAACGCCGCUACAAUUACACCACCCCUAAGUCUUUUCUGGAGCAGAUCAAGCUGUACCAGAACCUGCUGUCUAAGAAACGCAAGGAGCUUUCUGCCAAGAUGGAGCGUCUGGAGAACGGACUGGAGAAGUUGAACAGCACGUCAGCCCAGGUGGACGACCUAAAAGCCAAACUAGCGGCACAAGAGGUGGAGCUGAAACAGAAGAACGAGGAUGCGGAUAAACUCAUCCAGGUGGUCGGGGUGGAGACCGAGAAGGUGGGUAAGGAGAAAGCGGUGGCUGACGAGGAGGAAAAGAAAGUGGCCGUUAUAGCGGAGGAGGUCGGGAAGAAGCAGAAGGACUGCGAGACGGAUCUGGCCAAAGCAGAACCAGCUUUAGUGGCUGCUCAAGAAGCCCUGAACACCCUCAAUAGGAACAAUCUGACAGAGCUGAAGUCUUUUGGUGCCCCACCUUCAGCUGUCACCAACGUCACAGCAGCGGUCAUGGUCCUCACAGCCCCUGGUGGUAGAAUCCCAAAAGACAGGAGCUGGAAGGCUGCCAGAGUGGUCAUGGGAAAAGUGGAUAGCUUUUUAGACUCCUUAAUAAACUUCAAUAAGGAGAAUAUUCAUGAAAACUGUAUAAAAGCCAUUCAGCCCUACAUGCAAGACCCAGAGUUCAACCCAGAAUUCAUUUCUUCCAAAUCCCUCGCUGCCGCUGGGCUCUGCUCCUGGGUUAUCAACAUUGUCAAGUUCUAUGAGGUAUACUGUGAGGUGGAGCCAAAACGCCAAGCUCUGAACAAGGCAAACGCUGAACUAGCAGCCGCAGAGGAGAAACUGUCCAGUAUCAAAGCCAAAAUUGCCCUUCUGAAUGAAAAUCUCGCCAAACUGACUGCAAAGUUUGAGAAGGCCACGGCAGACAAGCUGAAAUGCCAACAGGAAGCUGACAGCACUGCUCUCACCAUCUCUCUCGCCAACCGUCUGGUCGGGGGACUCGCCUCGGAGAAUGUCAGAUGGGCUGAAGCUGUCAGGAACUUCAAGCUCCAGGAGAGCACCCUGUGUGGAGACGUCCUCCUCAUCACUGCCUUUGUCUCCUACUUCGGCUACUUCACCAAGAAAUACAGACAAGAACUGAUGGACAAGAUGUGGAGGCCGUACCUCGGGCAGCUGAAAGUCCCGAUCCCAGUGACUGAGGCUUUGGACCCGCUGACCAUGCUGACCGACGAUGCAGAUAUCGCAGCCUGGCAAAACGAAGGUCUUCCAGCUGAUCGCAUGUCAACUGAGAACGCCACCAUCCUCUCCAACUGUGAGAGAUGGCCGCUGAUGGUGGACCCGCAGCUCCAGGGCAUCAAGUGGAUCAAGAACAAGUACGGAGAGGAGCUGCGAGUGAUCAGGAUCGGACAAAGAGGAUACCUGGACACCCUGGAGAGAGCUCUGGGAGGAGGAGACGUGGUGCUGAUCGAGAACUUAGAGGAAAGCGUGGACCCCGUCCUGGGACCAUUACUCGGCAGAGAAACCAUCAAAAAAGGAAGGUACAUUAAGAUCGGGGACAAGGAGUGCGAGUACAGCCCCAACUUCCGCCUGAUCCUGCACACAAAACUUGCCAACCCGCAUUACCAGCCUGAGAUGCAGGCGCAGUGCACCCUCAUCAACUUCACCGUCACCCGAGACGGCCUGGAAGACCAGCUGCUGGCGGCGGUAGUGAGCAUGGAGCGCCCGGACCUGGAGGAGCUGAAGUCAAAUCUAACCAAGCAGCAGAAUGGGUUCAAGAUCACCCUGAAGACCCUGGAAGACAAUCUGUUGUCUCGCCUCUCAUCCGCUUCUGGAAAUUUCCUCGGGGACAUAGAAUUGGUGGAAAAUCUUGAAAUCACCAAGAAGACGGCGGCCGAAAUCGAAGAGAAGGUUCAAGAAGCCAAAGUGACAGAAGCAAAAAUCAAUGAAGCUCGUGAGCACUAUCGUCUCGCCGCCGCUCGCGCCUCCCUACUUUACUUUAUAAUGAACGACCUCAACAAGAUCCAUCCCAUGUACCAGUUCUCCCUGAAGGCGUUCAGCGUGGUUUUCCAGCAGGCCGUCCAGAAGGCUCCCGCUGACGAGGUCCUGAAGCAGCGGGUGAUGAACCUCAUCGACAGCAUCACGUUCUCCGUCUUCCAGUACACAACACGGGGUCUUUUCGAGUGCGACAAGCUGACGUAUACCGGGCAGCUCGCCUUUCAGAUCCUGCUGAUGAACAAGGAGAUAAAUAUGGUUGAGUUAGACUUUCUUCUGAGGUACCCAGCCCAGCCCGGCCUGACAAGUCCCGUGGAUUUCCUCUCCAAUCAGUCCUGGGGCGGUAUCAAGGCUCUGUCAUCCAUGGACGAGUUCCGGAACUUGGAUCGAGACAUAGAAGGGUCUGCCAAGCGCUGGAAGAAGUUUGUAGAAUCAGAAUGUCCAGAGAAGGAAAAGUUCCCUCAAGAGUGGAAGAACAAGACCGCCCUGCAAAGGCUGUGCAUGAUGAGGGCGCUACGCCCCGAUCGGAUGACGUACGCUGUCAGGGAUUUUGUGGAGGAAAAGUUGGGCAGUAAAUACGUUGUGGGGCGAUCGCUUGACUUUGCAGCAUCUUAUGAGGAGUCUGGGCCAAGCACUCCUAUGUUCUUCAUCUUAUCUCCUGGUGUAGACCCUCUGAAAGAUGUCGAGAAACAAGGGAGAAAACUUGGUUACACAUUUGACAAUCAGAACCUACAUAACGUGUCUCUGGGGCAGGGACAGGAGGUUGUAGCUGAGCAGGCGCUGGAUCUGGCCGCCCGGGAAGGACACUGGGUCAUCCUGCAGAAUAUUCAUCUAGUGGCCAAGUGGCUGAGCACGCUGGAGAAGAAGCUGGAGCACCACAGUGAAGGCAGCCACCCCAACUUCCGUGUUUUCAUCAGUGCCGAGCCCGCCGGGUCACCCGACGGCCACAUCAUUCCUCAGGGUAUCCUUGAGAACUCCAUCAAAAUCACCAACGAGCCUCCGACCGGCAUGCACGCCAACCUGCACAAAGCACUGGAUAACUUCAACCAGGACACUCUGGAGAUGUGUGCACGUGAAACAGAGUUCAAGAGCAUCCUGUUCGCUCUCUGUUACUUCCACGCCGUGGUGGCCGAGAGGAGAAAGUUCGGACCUCAGGGUUGGAAUCGCUCCUAUCCCUUUAACACUGGAGACCUCACAAUAUCAGUCAACGUAUUGUACAAUUAUCUGGAAGCCAAUGCCAAGGUCCCCUAUGACGACCUGCGUUAUCUGUUUGGCGAGAUCAUGUACGGAGGUCACAUCACGGAUGACUGGGACCGGCGACUCUGCAGGACUUAUCUAGAGGAGUUCAUAAAGCCUGAAAUGAUGGAAGGGGAGCUGUUCCUGGCCCCUGGAUUCCCACUUCCCGGAAACAUGGAUUACAAUGGUUACCAUCAGUAUAUUGACGAUGUCCUCCCUGCCGAGUCUCCAUAUCUGUACGGCCUGCACCCUAACGCAGAGAUCGGUUUCCUGACUCAGACAUCAGAAAAGUUGUUCCGCACUGUGCUGGAGAUGCAGCCUCGUGACAGCAGCAUGGGCGAGGGUGGAGGAGUCACCCGGGAGGAGAAGGUCAAAGCCACUCUGGACGAGAUCCUCGAGAAACUCCCGGAGGAGUUCAACAUUGCAGAGCUGAUGGCAAAGGCGGAGGAGAGGACGCCGUACAUUGUGGUCGCCUUCCAGGAAUGCGAACGGAUGAACAUGCUCACCAGUGAGAUCAAACGCUCCCUGAAGGAGCUCGACUUAGGACUGAAGGGUGAACUGACCAUGACUAGUGACAUGGAGAAUCUACAGAACGCCAUUUUCCUGGACAUGGUGCCCGAUUCAUGGACCAAAAGAGCCUACCCGUCCAUGGCUGGCCUGGCUGGCUGGUUUGUCGACCUCCUCAGCCGUAUCAAGGAGUUAGAGACCUGGACGGGAGACUUUGCGUUGCCUUCGGCUGUCUGGCUGGCUGGUUUCUUUAACCCCCAGUCUUUCCUGACAGCCAUCAUGCAGUCUAUGGCCAGGAAGAACGAGUGGCCGCUCGAUAAGAUGACCCUGCAGUGUGAUGUGACAAAGAAGAACAGAGAGGACUUUAGCAGUCCACCACGAGAAGGGGCUUAUGUCCAUGGGCUGUUCAUGGAGGGAGCUCGCUGGGACACACAGACCAGCAUCAUCACAGACGCACGACUCAAGGACUUGACGCCAGCCAUGCCGGUCAUCUUCAUCAAGGCCAUCCCUGUGGAUAAGCAAGACACUCGCAACGUCUACGCCUGCCCUGUGUAUAAGACCCGGCUGAGGGGACCAACAUAUGUCUGGACAUUCAACCUUAAGACUAAAGAGAACCCCUCCAAAUGGGUCCUGGCUGGGGUGGCGCUCUUGUUGCAGAUUUAGAACUGUGCACUGGUUCUUCGUUCAGCGCGGACACUGUGCUGUUCUAGACACUUUUACGCUUUCAGUUGCACUAAGAGGAGACUCCGCACCUUGUGAAAAAACACUCCGAAAACCCAGUAUUACGCUGCACAUGCCCACACUAAGUUAUUGUGGAAGUCUGUUCUAAUAAAGAUUUCACUU